GCGCCGCAGGGAGACCGGAGGGAGACCCGCUUCGAUGCGUCUCGACGUCGUGUCCAAGGCUGUGCGCGGCGCCACGCGCUUCUCGGCCCAGUGCCAGGGACAGCAGUUCCGCGCGGCUCACACCAAGGCCGCGGUGCGCGCCGCCCUGGCCGUGGAGGCCCAGCAGCGCAACGGCCGUUUCGCCAGCCUGCUGCCCGUGGCUGCCGCCAUGGCCCUGGUGGGCGCGGCCGGCGUGGCCAGCAUGGACGACGGCUCGGCCGCCAAGUGCGAGGGCGCGGCCAAGCCUGUGAGCCGUGAGGCCGUCACGCAGGCCAUGCUCAAGGAGGUGGUGGCCAAGCUCAACCGCAUCGAGAGCGCCGUGGCCAACCCGCACCGCCGCACCGACGGCCUCAACGCCGGCGUGGACGUGGUGCUGGGCGCCCAGUGGGGCGACGAAGGCAAGGGCAAGCUGGUGGACAGCUUAUCCCAGUCGUACGACGUGAUCGUGCGCGUGGCCGGCGGCUCCAACGCUGGCCACACCAUCGUGCACAAGGGCAAGAAGUACAAGUUCCACCUGGUACCCUCGGGCAUCCUGAACCCGAACGCCAUCUGCAUCAUCGGCAACGGUGUCGUGGUGCACCUUCCCAGCUUCCUCGAGGAGCUGGAGGAGCUCAAGAGGAUGGGCGUGGACUACGAAGGCCGCAUUCUCAUCUCGGACCGCGCGCACAUGGUGCUCGACCUGCACCAGGAAGUGGACGGCAUCAACGAGCUGCGCCGCGGCCGCAACAAGAUCGGCACGACCAAGAAGGGCAUCGGUCCGGCCUACUCGUCCAAGAUGCUGCGCAACGGCGUGCGCGUGGGCGACUUGCGCUACUUCGACGACUUCUCGGAGAAGAUGCGCGACCUGGUCAAGUUCUACAAGGACAACUACCCGGAGCUGGAGGCGGACGCCGAGGCCGAGAUCAAGGCGUACAGCGACAUCAAGGACAAGAUCCUGGACAUGACCGUGGACACGGUCUCGUACCUGAACAACGCCUACGUGGCGGGCAAGAAGAUCCUGGUGGAGGGCGCCAACGCUACCAUGCUGGACAUUGACUUCGGCACGUACCCGUACGUGACGUCGAGCAACCCGAGCAUCGGCAGUGUGUGCACGGGCGGCGGCAUCUCUCCGAACCGCCUGAACGGCAUCAUCGGCAUCGUGAAGGCGUACUGCACUCGUGUUGGUGAGGGUCCGUUCCCGACGGAGCUGCACGACAAGGUCGGCGAGCACCUGGGCACGGUUGGUGCCGAGUUCGGUACGACCACUGGCCGCGCCCGUCGCUGCGGCUGGCUCGACAUCCCGCAGAUGCGCUACUCCAACAUGGUGAACGGCUUCACGGAGCUGAACCUGACCAAGCUGGACGUGCUGACGGGCCUGGAGAAGGUCAAGAUCGGCGUGGCGUACUGGCACAAGGGCAAGAAGCUGGACGGCAUGCCGUCGAACCUGCAGCUGCUGCAGGACUCCGUCGUGGAGUACGAGGAGAUGGACGGCUGGUCCGAGGACAUCUCCAAGUGCAAGACGUUCGAGGAGCUGCCCGUGGCCGCGCAGAAGUACGUGCUGCGCGUGGAGGAGCUCCUGGGCACGCACAUCAAGUGGAUCGGCGUGGGUCCGGACCGCUUCGACGUGAUCACGCGUCCGCACCCGCUGGAGAAGGCCUACGCCUCCUCCAACUAG
Phytophthora sojae is the source of this 1693-nucleotide messenger RNA. RefSeq lists its product as hypothetical. Gene Ontology annotation, biological process: 'de novo' AMP biosynthetic process; IMP metabolic process. The coding region runs from base 35 to 1693 and encodes 552 amino acids. Gene Ontology annotation, cellular component: cytoplasm. The transcript has a single exon. Gene Ontology annotation, molecular function: GTP binding; adenylosuccinate synthase activity. The record is from RefSeq and is a predicted model, not a curated record. Lineage: Eukaryota; Oomycota; Peronosporomycetes; Peronosporales; Peronosporaceae.